AUGCUCAAAGAUCAACGCUGGCUCUCCAGCCGCUGUGGAGUCCCCAACUUGCCGGUUCCUCCCACCCAACGGCUGGUAACAUUCAGCUAUGUCGGAGACAUACCCAAAGUGGUGCUCAGUUCGUCCGAACAGCAGGAGGCUCUCGAGGAUGUCCUCGCUGUGCUAAAGACUGCCGAUGUUGAGUUUUUCCCCACUCAGGGCACGCUGAUUGGUUUAGUUCGCUACGGCGAGCUCCACGGCAACUUGAGCGCUGGGAAAGUAGACGUGGUGGACAGAGACAUGGACUGGAUGGUGCGAGCUGACACUUUGGCGUCCUGGUUUGGAGUGGUGAAGAGGAUUAGCGAUGAACUUCUUGCCCGUGGCUGGUUCUACUGUGUGCUGAUGUCUUCUGCUGCUGAUGCAAUGGUGUGGGCUGGACAGCUGUCCAGAAUGAAAUGCAUCAGAUCGAAGCCAUUCUUGGCCGUCGCGGAUUUUGAAGCAUAUUCAGUCGAUGGAGAAGCUUUGCAGACUGGCUUCUGUGAGUGUGAGCAUCUAAUUGCUACGACCAUCGAUGGCUUCUUCACUGAGAACGGUUGCAGCUGCACGGGAAGAGCAUUCACCCUUGAGAAUGUGCUGCCGCUGCAGUCCUGUCGUUUCUACGAGCAGACCGCACCAUGCCCACGUCGCCCAGCUGCCUAUUUGGCGGAGCUCUAUCCGACUGGGCGAUGCUUCGCAAUACCCACUGUCACGGAGUUUCGUGCGCCCAAUGAUGCCAGGAAUUCGCGACUCAUCACCGAGGGCCUGAAUGCCUCCGAUGUACAUCUGCUGCGUCGGACGGCGGCCAAAUUGCACAAGGGAGGUCAUGCAUCCUUCCUGGAGGAGUUCGAGCAUUGCGACUUCCAGCAGAGCUUAAUGCUCGGAGACUUCGCGAGAUGGGAGGUGGACGCUGCUUCUGGAAAGCUCCUUCGAUCCCAAUUCUUUCUGCUCGAUGGGGCAGAAGGCCGCCUACCUCAGCCCGAUGGAACCACGUACUUCUACAGCGAGACAAUGGGGGAUGAUGUGAGCAAUUGCAGCGCGAUUUGCGACGAUGCUUGUGCCUUCCAGGGUAGCCGCCAAUGCUUUCUGCAAGAGCUCCAAGGAAUGGAGAAGGAGUUGCUCUUCCGCUGGACACCCUCAUCCCCCUUGGACGGCCAUGUGGCUCCGGACAACUACGAGGCGCUGGCCAUUAUCCCGCCUGAAGCCUUCGGGUACACCUCUGACGACGACCUCGGAGGCAUUGCUUUGCUCUUGGUGAACGACAACAACGACAACCCGCGGCAGAUCGGCACGCAGCUGGUUCUGCUGCGACUGGCAUUUUCACUGCCGUCUUCGCACGCCGACGACAGCCCUGAGGUGUUUAUCAUCGGGUUCCUGGCAGCGGCCUGCUUGCUGAUCGCCCUAGUGGGCUGGCUCUGGAUCCGACGGAGAUCCGCCCGGCACGUGAGGUUCCAGGAUCUUUCUGACGAAGGACUUGCUGCCGGGAUGCUUGGGCUCGGACGAGCUCGCCAAGUCUAG
Symbiodinium sp. CCMP2592 is the source of this 1533-nucleotide messenger RNA. NCBI's taxonomy places the organism in Eukaryota, Dinophyceae, Suessiales, Symbiodiniaceae. The record is from the annotation of a GenBank genome assembly.